GUCAACAUCCCCGCACCGAGUGCCAUCUUGAAUCGAUCCCUUCCUUCCUCCGCUGGAAAUUCUGCCGCCAUCCGAUCCAAGCACGCUUAGUAUUCCGGACUUAGGUUUUUCUAAAACUCGCCGGGCCAGAUGUCAAUGAACGGCGCCGACUUCCACCUACCCGACGAGAUUCUCUCGGUGAUUCCUACGGAUCCCUUCGAGCAGUUAGACCUCGCCCGAAAGAUCACGUCCAUGGCAAUCGCAUCCCGUGUUAGGCAGCUCGAGGCGGAGAACGGGAGCCUCCGGCGGGAUAUCGGCGAUAAGGACCAUAUUAUUAACGAGCUCCAGGACCGGGUAAACGAGCGCGAUCGCUUGUUCCAGGAGUCGGAAUCCCGCCUCAGACUAGCGCUCGAGGAAAAUAUUCGGUUGGUGAAGGAACGGGAUGCCCUUGCUUUGACUGUGAAGAAACAGAGCCGGGAUCUCACCAAGCUGGAGACGUUCAAGAGGCAACUAAUGCUAUCCUUGAAUGAUGAUAGUCCCUCUCAAUCAGAAGGAGAUUUUGGAGCCGCUGAUGUCUCUGUUGCUAGAAUAUCUGCAUGGAAAGAUCAGUCUUCCUUUAGCCGCUCUUCAUUGGAUUCUGAUAUUGGACCAUCAAAAACUGAGUCAGGAGAAGAUGCAGGUAAUAAGUUCUCGAUCACUCCAUACAUCACUCCACAACUCAGCCCAAACAGCACGCCAAGGGUCUCGUCUACUGGUGGUUCCCCUAGAAGAUUCUCUACUGCAGAUUCAUUGUCAAAGUUUUCUUCGGGUGCCACAUCUCCUACAACCUCUCGUUUUGAAGAUCAAGGUUCCAUGUCAUCAAGGUAUCCUUCAAGUCAGCAGAUCUCUGCAGCCAGCUCUCCUCCUCGUGGGAACUCUUUGCAAGGUCGAACUCCUCAAAUAGAUGGAAAAGAGUUCUUCCGUCAAGCUAGGACCCGUCUCUCUUACGAGCAGUUUGGAACUUUUUUAGCGAAUAUAAAGGAGCUCAAUGCUAACAGGAAAUCACGGCAGGAAACAUUAGCAAAGGCAGAAGAGAUUUUUGGCCCGGAGAACAAGGAUCUAUACUUAUCCUUUCAGCGUUUGCUUAAUCGUAAUGUACAGUAAAUAUUGUCUUUGCAUAUGGAUGCUUAUGGUAUUAUCAAGAAAAGGCUAUAAGGCUAUAAUCCACUGGUGCUAUCAAGCUCUGGCAGCCAUAAUUUGACUUGCCCAGGUAUAUAAAAAAAGAAUAAAAAUGAAUUUACCCUGCAUCAGUUCGAUGAAUAAAUAGAAAGCUUAGGUCUUGAAACGGUAAUACUGGUUUCAUCGAGUGCUUGUCGAUUGGAAGCUUCUUGCUGUGUUGUUUACAAGUGGACCGUGCGUCAUUGGCUAUUUUGGCUUUGUCUAUGUUGUUAAAUUGACUAAGGUUUUGUUUGGGGCGGUUUUCUUAUUGUUUUUUAUAGCAGUUUUUUAGUAUAAAAUUUAUAAUUUUUUUACUAAAAGCUACUUUAAGAAACAAUAAGAAAGUCGUCCCGAACGAAGCAUAAAUCUCAUGUAGCUUUUGUUAUAUUUUUGUUUUUAAUGGCAUAGGUAGGCCAUGCAUUCUCAUU
Molecule: messenger RNA, 1604 nt
Organism: Dendrobium catenatum
Lineage: Eukaryota; Viridiplantae; Streptophyta; Magnoliopsida; Asparagales; Orchidaceae
Exons: 9
Coding region: 130-1122 (330 amino acids)
Source: RefSeq, a predicted model, not a curated record